AUGCUGCUUCACGUGAUCAAAGGACCAACAUCGUUCCAAGCAAUCAAAACCAUAGAUGGUCAAGAGUAUCAGACAUAUAGAGAAGUUUGUUUAAAACUUGGAAUGCUUGAAAAUGAUCAUCACUGGGACAAUGCAUUAACAGAAGCCUCUGAAACACGGCGUGCUGACCAAAUUCGAACUCUUUUUGCCAUUAUUUUGACAACCUGUGCUCCUUCAGGUCCGAAAGAUCUUUGGGAGAAACACAAAGAGAGUAUGAGCGAAGACAUACUGCUUCAAGCACGCAGAGACUGCAACCUGGAUAUACAGGUUUAUAUUAAGAAGCCCGCUUAUGGUGGACAAUCAGGAGAAGGAUGGUACCCAGAUAACAAGGGUAGCAGUGGAAAUGACAAAGGAAGUCCAUAUGGAGGUGGAGGCGGUGGAUGGAACAGCGGAUAUGAAGGUGGUAGUGAACAAGGAUGGGAAUCGAAUUACGGAAGAGGUGCUCAACAACAAACAGCAAACUUUGGAGAUGGAGAAGGAUACGGAAAAGGAGAUACCGGAAGUGAAGGAGGCUAUGGAGGAGGAAGUGAGGGUGGAUAUGGAGGAGGUAGCGAGGGGGGAUAUGGAGGGGGAAGUGAGAGUUUAUAUGGCGGAGGAAGCGAGGGUGGAUAUGGAGGUGGAAGCGAGGGUGGGUAUGGAGCUGGAAGUGAAGGCGGAUAUGGAGGAGGAAGUGAGGGCGGAUACGGUGGAGGAGGCGAUGGUGGAUAUGGGGGAAGUGAAGGCGAAUAUGGAGCAGCAAGUGAUGGUCGCUACAGCACUGGCAACGAAGGAGGAUAUGGUGGAAACAACGAAGGCGGCCAAGGAGGAGGAGGAGGAGAUAGUGGAACUUACGGAGGUGGCAAUAGAGGAGGAUACGGCGGUGGCAGUAUCGGAGGUUAUGGAGGUAGCAGUAGUGGAGGCUACGGUGGUGGCGGUAAUGGAGGCUACGGGGGUAGCAGUAAUGGAGGCUACGGCGGUAGCUAUGGCGGUGAAGAUGGCGGUGGGUAUGGUGCUGCUUCUGAAACUCAACCAUGGAAUAGCAAUCAAGGUUCCGGUGUUCAGUGGCCCACUAAUUAUGGUGCAUCUGGACCUUCUGGUGGGGUACAGUGGCCGAAAAACCACCAAGGACAAUCUUCUAACUGGCAAAAUGGUGGCUCGUACAACGAUGGUAGAAACAGGGGAAUCGGAUGGGUGUGA
Molecule: messenger RNA, 1215 nt
Organism: Uloborus diversus
Lineage: Eukaryota; Metazoa; Arthropoda; Arachnida; Araneae; Uloboridae
Exons: 2
Coding region: 1-1215 (404 amino acids)
Source: RefSeq, a predicted model, not a curated record